Messenger RNA from Fusarium vanettenii 77-13-4, 815 nucleotides. RefSeq lists its product as uncharacterized. NCBI's taxonomy places the organism in Eukaryota, Fungi, Ascomycota, Sordariomycetes, Hypocreales, Nectriaceae. The record is from RefSeq and is a predicted model, not a curated record. The transcript has a single exon. Bases 95 to 730 code for a protein of 211 amino acids.
CAACUCUUCAUUUUAUCUGCGUCAACAAACCCUUUUUGUUAGCAAGACUUUCUCAAGUUUAUCUCGUCAAUAAACUCAACAAACACCUUUCAACAUGCAGACCAAGAACUUGGCCAUCCUGGCCGCCGUGGCCGCUUCAGCUGCCACCGAACAAGUCCAACACGUCGAUGUCAUCCACGUCGUUGAGACCCUCCACGUCUCCAACUCCCAGAUCCUCCACGUCAGCCCCAACAAGCGCUCCCUCGACGUCCUCUUCCGCCGCGCCGACGCAGCUGAAUGCAGAAGCUCCGCCCGCUCUUUGCUCCUCAGCGCGCCCACCGCAGCCCCUGAGGUCGAGUCAUGGGCCCUCAGAGCUCCUUCCUCCACCGACCCCUGCACCCUCGUCGCCCCAUCAUCUAUUUCGGAUGCUCUGAUUGAGUAUCUGACUGAGGUCGCCGAGUGGGCGAUCGAGAAGGAGGAUGACGCCCAGGAGAUUGUCGACAAGUGUAACCUCGAGGGCGAUGGCAACGCUCUCGAUGCUUGCUCUACUCCCGGUACUCUCUUCUUCACUUCUGCCAACCAGACAAAGACAGUUCCUCUCGAGCCCAUACUGGAGUCGAUUUCGGCGACUCCAGGAUCAGGAUCAGGAUCAUCGGGCGAUAACGGCAAUGCGGCUGCUCCUCGUGGUGCGGGUCUGACUGCUGUCGUUGCGGUCGCGAUGGGUGCUGUUGGCUUCCUUGGAUUUCUGUAGUUUAGCUUGAUAUCUUUGAGUGCGAUAAUAUACGAUACCCGGAGCCGAGAUAAUAUACUCCUAGUUUUUUAGCCUGUCUUCCAAA